Molecule: messenger RNA, 1041 nt
Organism: Trypanosoma cruzi
Lineage: Eukaryota; Euglenozoa; Kinetoplastea; Trypanosomatida; Trypanosomatidae
Product: 3-oxo-5-alpha-steroid 4-dehydrogenase, putative
Exons: 1
Coding region: 1-1041 (346 amino acids)
Biological process (GO): steroid biosynthetic process
Molecular function (GO): 3-oxo-5-alpha-steroid 4-dehydrogenase activity
Source: RefSeq, a predicted model, not a curated record
AUGUGCAGAAAGACGCAUAUCCACAUGCUAGAGCGACAUGGUGGCAAUCUCUUGUCCACAUGGACGUGGCUUUUGGUCGCGGUGGUGUUUCUUCUUAUCACAACAAUAUGCAUGGUUCUGCUCCAGCAAUACGUAUUGCCCUUGGGCAGUGCAACAGUCAUUGAGUCAGCAAGUUAUUUUCAUCUUGUGAUGGCAGCCAUGACUUAUUUUACAUUGCGUUUUGUUGAAGUCGCUCCAUUUGGUCGUCAUGUGACAAGUACAACCGCACAUGUUACUAUGCCAGCACCACUUUCGUGGGCGCUGCAGGAGUGCCCGACGCUGAUGAACGUCGUUUAUUAUCUUCUUAUGGAGUACCCGUGUCAUGCACUGAGAUGUAGCAGCAGCCAGUGGAUACGUCUUGUGUUUGAUGAUCCGUUUGGACAGGCGGCUCAUGCGAUCUCAGAAGGAAUCACAUCCCUCCAUGUGGGCCUCUUACUUUUUGUCAUUCAUUACCUGCACCGGACUCUCCUGUACCCUUUGAUCAUAGGCGAAGGAGCUCCGGUUCCAAUUAAAAUAACGUUGAGUGCUGCAGUAUAUUGCCUACUCAACGGUCGUCUUCAGCUGUUGGCAAAUAUUCGUGACGGGCCUUCUGCGCCCCGUUUCCCUCUCUUAUUUACAAGUCAUAUGGCGUUAUUUUGGAUUGGAAUUGUUCUCUUCUUCGCUGGGAUGGGGGUGAAUGUUUUGUCCGACAACCGUCUCGUGCGCCUUAAGAAGCAGCCACCAAGGCACACGCGUAAAAUUCCACAUGGAGGACUUUUUGAAUACGUGAGCUGCGCCAACUUCUUUGGGGAAAUUGUGGAGUGGUGCGGCUACUCCCUUGUUGUGUGGUCAACAGCAGCCACGACAAAGCCGGAGUCGGGUCUGGCGGCUUUCAGUUUUUCGGUUUACGUUAUGGCAAACCUGCUCCCGCGCGGUUACGCGCACCACGAGUGGUACAAGAAACAGUUUGGUGCUGCCUACGAUAAACUGCGACGCAAGGCUGUCAUACCGUACGUCUACUAA